AUUUUUAUUGAUUCUUCUUGUCACUUGUCCUGUAUAUUUGUUUACUUUUUACUACCAAAUGUACAAAUCUUACAAAUUACAAAUAAUUCUAGCUAGCAGAAAGCACAAACGUAACAAAUCAAAUAAGAAAAUUAGCCAACAGUGAGGAAGAAACAGAGGAGCAGAAAACGUUGAGGAUAAAAAGAAAAAAUUGUUUAUAAAAUACAUUUUUGAGGUUAUCUGCUGCAAUUAGAAAUUAGAAUGACUUUGGGAAGUCAAACUAAAGCUUACUUCGGUAAAAAGAAAACUCCUACAUAUCCACCUCAAGGUGUCAGGUGCCAAAAAUGUUUAGAAUAUGGACAUUGGUCUUACGAAUGUAAGGGCAAAAGAAAGUAUUUACACAGAUCUUCAAGAACACAGUUAUUGAAAAAACGAUUGAAAACUAAAGAUGAGGCCAACACUACAACUGGUUCUACUGAACUCAAACAAAAAACCACAAAAGUAAAAUCCAAAUCAAAAAAUGGUGACACCAGUAGCUCGGAUAGUAGUUCAGACUCUGAAGAUUCCAGUAAUAGUGACUCAAGUAGCAGUGAUAGUAGUAGUUCAUCUAGCAGUAGUUCAAGUUCCGAGAGUGAAAAUGAAUAGCUCAACUCACUAAUAUAUUAGUUCAUAUUUAUAUAUAAGUUUAAACACCCUAGAAGAAUACUUAAAACUGCAGUUAAAAGCAAAAACAGGGUAUCAUUGAAUGAAUAAAAAUAAUACUAUUAGAAAGUAGAAGAGUUAUAUAAUAGGAUAAUAAAAAAAGUUUAUCCAUUUUCAAGCUAUAAAUUUGAUAAAAUAUCAACAGAUUGUGAUGCAUUUGGAUGUCAAAUAUUUUAAUGUGCAAGAAGAUAUUAAUUAUUAUACUUACUUAAUUUUUGUAUUCAUAAUAAAUUAUUC
Molecule: messenger RNA, 918 nt
Organism: Psylliodes chrysocephalus
Lineage: Eukaryota; Metazoa; Arthropoda; Insecta; Coleoptera; Chrysomelidae
Source: the annotation of a GenBank genome assembly